Molecule: messenger RNA, 7100 nt
Organism: Brassica rapa (field mustard)
Lineage: Eukaryota; Viridiplantae; Streptophyta; Magnoliopsida; Brassicales; Brassicaceae
Source: RefSeq, a predicted model, not a curated record
AAUGGGUUUGGUUCACGGGUUUUUAAUGGGUUUUAAAAAUAAAAAAAUGGUCAUUUAAACCCAUUUAGUUAAAUGGAAAUGACAAACUAUGGAAGCACCGUAGCAUAUUGAGUAAGGUUUAAAGGCUUUUACAUCUAGGUCUGGGGUUCGUAUCCUAGACUAUGCAAUUUCUUGCAGAUUGCAUAUUAUAGGAGGUCCAUGUUUCAAUUUCCGGAGAAAGCAAUUUAUUAAACAAUAUUAUGUAAAUCCGGUCAGGCAUGGAUAUUCAUAGGAUGGCUCAAGUGAUGUAGUUAGGCAUAGAUCCUCAUAAGAUAGGUAGUAUUGUCGGUUGUCGAAUCGUGUAUAUAAUCUUCUCAUAAUUGUAAUAUCUUAAUAAAUCAGCGUUAAAAAAAAAGGAAAAUUACAUAAACCCCUUGAGAAGUUAGAAAAAAUUACAACUUGUACAUGAUAUAAUCCACCUGCUCAAACCCGACCGGAUAUUUUUGCAAAUCAAUUAAACCGAAAUCGUCUAAUCACUUAAACCACUCCCUCCAAACCAAACUUGUCGGUUUUAGCAAACCCCUCAAACCCUAGAUCCCAAAAUCAAAAAUCAAAACUCACUCCACCUCCUCUCAUCUCAUCGAAUCAUCGGAGAGAUUUCUGAGUCGACGAUACAAGCGCUCUGACGGUACUCACUGGAAAAAUUGAGAAAUAGGAAUAUCGACAGGAUCAAUAAGAGGAAGAGGAGAAGAAGGCAAGGUCUGUGAAGAAGGCGAAGUAUGUGAGAGUGAAGUCUGUUGAAGCGACGGUUCUGGCGAAAAAAAAUUACGGAGAAGACGAGCGAUGUAUGGAGCCGAUAAAUGUUCUUAUGGAUGCUGCGGUGGUGGUUGAAGCAACAUACGACUCUGAACUGAGAAAAUCUGAUCUUCCUCAGGCUUUUCCGGCUCUUCCGGUGAGUAGGAGUGGAGAAUCGCAGGACAAUGAAGCAGAGGACGACGAUGACGAGAAGUCGACAGCCUCUGAUGAAGACAACAAAGGGGAGGAUACAACCUCUGAUUAAGACAAUGUAGAUGAACCGGCUGCCUCUAAUGAAGACAAUGUAAAUGAGCCGGCUCCCUCUGAUGAAGAGAAUGAAGAUGCUGAAGAAGAAUAAGGAGAAGAAGAAGAAUCAGAGGAAGAAGUAGGAGAGAUGGAAGUAGCAAACAAUGUAGAGGAAUCCGCAGAUGUUGAUGGUGAUGACUCUGGUGAUGGGGAUGGUGAUGGUGAUGUGGGAGAAAAGAGAGAAGAGAUUGCGACGAAGAGGCCCAUAAUUCAGCUGAGUCAGAGCAUGGAGAGGUAACAAAUUAGCAAAUAUCAUUUGGUGCAUUGUUUUUAUUGGGUAGAACUAUGGUGACACAAUAAGAUUAUACUGUAAAAUUAGGAAAACACUAGCCAACUAGAUAAUACUGAAAAAACUUGGUAAAUAACUACAGUAAAACCUCUAUAAAUUAAUAAUGUUGGGACUUUGAAUUUUAUUAAUUUAUAGAGAUAUUAAUUUACAAAAGUUUCCUUAUUUAUUUAUUUUUCUGUUUUGAAUAUUUUAUUUAUAAAUAAGAAAAUAUUUGAUUUUACCAUAUGUACGUUAUUAUGUGGUUUUCGAUAUAAUUUAACUAAAUAUUAUCAAAAUAUAUUGAAUUGUUAAAAAAAUAAAAGUAUUUUCAUUGUGAAUAUAAAACCAACAAUAUAAUAUUUAUUUUGUACUUAUAUAAAAUUAUAUAUAGAUAGACUAUUAAUUGUUGGUUUUAAUGGGACUACAUAUUUACAUGGUAUUUUAAAAAAUAUUAUUAUCUUAUUAUUUGAUCGAUUUAAGUCAUAUUUUAUAUUGGUCCAAGUUGGAACCGGUGAAAUUUAUUAAUUUAUAAAGAUUAUUAAUUUAUAGAGUUUUGAUGUAUUACAUGUAUAAGCUGGUUAUAGCUGAAUGUUACUUGCAUGAUUUUGAGGCAAAUGAGGCAAUCAAACCAUCUAGAAUGUUAUUUUAUACAUCUGAGUACAAGAAAAAGUAAAGCUAUGGACAAGGUGUUUGAUAGAAGACGCAAUUAAGACGCUAGACAAACUGAAACUGAAGCUUACUAACGUGGAGAGGAACUGGUUUGAGGAGCAUCCUCAAUUCAUACACUUUUCCACAUGAAAAGAGAGAAGAACCACAAGAUUCAAGGAAGGUGGAUGUUGUUGCUGCCGACUGCUGAUAGCAGUAAGCGGAGAGAAGUGUGAUUCAUUGUCAAUGGUGUUCACAUCCAUUAUGGGAUGAGGAAACACACAUCGAUAUCAAGACUAAAUUGUCGAAACUACCUCUCGACUACAAGGAGUGUGGUGGGACAAAGUUCGUGCGGCAUUUCAAGGAAGGAGAAUUUCUAAGGUUGGAGGAUGUGAAAGCAAAGCUUGUUAACAUGGGACCCCAUAGAGACAGACUGAAGAUGGCGGUUAUAUUUUUCUUAGGUAGUGUUGUUUGGGCGCAAACGAAGGUUGGAAAAGACGUAAAUAUAUUGGAUUUGGUCCAAGAGCCUUGGAUGAUCUUGACUUCUGCAGGACCUUUCCAUGGGGGAGAUACACCUAUGAUUACAUGUUGAAGGAGAUGUCUCACACCAUUGAUCAUUUUGGAGGGUUGGUGAAAGAAAACAUAUUAUGGCCUCUUCCAGGUUUUUGUGUUCCACUGGAGAUUCUUGUAUUCGAGGCAAUUCCUAAGCAGAGAAAGCGGUUUAGAUCGAGAACCUGUUGAAGGAGCUGAUGUCAAUUGUCUGAGGAUGUUCAAGCCCACAUUCAAACCGAAUGGAAUGAGAGUGAUGUCACUUAUAGUCAUAAAUAAGGAACUGGGUAACGUAACUGAUAUUGACAACAUCAUCCUCACCAAAUAUCUACAUAAAGAAUCUAUCUGUGAUGAAAUUAUGGAAGACGAAGACGAUGUUCAUGAGCCUGAUCUAGUUGUGGACAGUUGGGAUAAGCGUCUCGAUGAAGGAUUCUCGGUCUUUCUAAAAGACAUGUACAAAGAAAAUGUUUCCGCGCGAGAAGAACAUAGAGAAUAGGCAGAACAGAUACAAGAUGCAGAACAUGCCGAAGAUGGAGAACAUGUAGUGGAGCAGUCGAUUCAACUGGGAGAUGUUAUGAAGAUUCUGAAAAAAUGGUGAAACUGCUAAAGAGAGUUGACAAGAAGGUUGAACAAUUUUAAGGGAGAUUGUCCCUGAUAGAGGUGUUUGUCAAAGAAGUACAUAAACGAAGAAAGAAGUGAAGAACUUGUUUCGUUUGUGCAUCUACGUGUUGCUUUCUGUAGUAGUCAAAUUCUCGACCUUUGGUGGCUUUUGUUGUUUUCUUUGUGGAUUUAGAACUUGGUUAUUACUAAUAUAUAACCGAGAUUGUGGACUAAUAAAUAAAUAAAUAAAUAUAUAUCUGGAAAACUAGGUAGAGAUAGGUAUAAUUACUAAACAAUAAGUACCACAAUAUCAGAUUUGUCUUAACAUAAACACAAGUCAAACAGAGAGACAACACAACAUAAGGCUUGUCUUUUACCUAUCAUUUUAAUUUGUUAAGGUAGUUCUUCUCAAUUAACUGCAUUAACAUGUAAGCAUACUUGUAUAGUGCAAUAAUAUGUUUGAAAUCAUGAAUUCUUAGAAUAUUUCUUUAUAAGUUGGUCUUACUAAGAGCGUGUUCUUAGAAAGACAAUGAAAUUGUAUUGGAGAAAAUGUGAAACAAUCCUUUAAAACAUGUUAUUUUGACUACAAAUUUUUUUAAAAUAUUUUAUUUUCACUAAUUUAAUUUCACUAGUAGUAUGUAUUAUAUCCAAAGUUGAAUACUAAUAUACUUUCAAAAACAGCUAAAAGUUGAACUAGUAUGACAUAAUAAUCCAUAGUUUUACAGAAGACAAAACCCAUACAUAAUUUUACAACACAAAGGAUGGAACCAACAUAAAUAAAAACCAAACAAAGAAUGUAGUUUCAUUCAUUGGGAUAACUGUAACACCCCCAAAAAUUUUGAGACGAAGUUACACAAAAAAAUCAUACGAAAAUCCUUUAAGACUGAGGAACAAUAGAACAAAGCGAAAAAACGUCGAAGUUUUUCAACUAGAUAAAUAUGAGAUAUCCAAAAUGAUAAAAAUAAGCUUUUAAAGUUUGUACUAUGUUUUCUUUUCUUUCGUCCAAUUAUUUGUCAUAAAACAGUCUGAUCUUUAUGUUCUAUACAAGAAUCAAUGGCUUCCAAAAUGUUAUUAGAGCAAAAUAUAAUACGGUAUCAGGGCAACAUAAACUCAUGUGAAGCUCUCUACAGUUAUGGAUAUCAACCGAAUGGAUUUUUCUGUCACGUUUGUAUUCCAUCUUUUGCUUUUACUUUUUUUUUUGGCUUGCAUUAGAAUGUACGGUGGUUCUUCCCAUGAAUUACAAGUUUUCACUGAAGUCCAAUUUUGUUCGAACUUCAAAAUGCCUUUUUUAGCUUUGAUUGUCACAAGAACAUUUUGUUUUGAUAUCCCAAUCGAAAUUGAAUUUGGAGACAGCAUCAUGAGAUUUUUUAGCAGAACAAUCAAUAAAGGAAUUGAAUUGAUUGUGGAAUUUGGAUGUGUUAUUGUGUUGGAAUGUGACAAAGCCUAAAAUUAACAAAAAGGUGAUGUAUUCCUCAAAUAUAGCAAUAAUAACCACCACAACCACAAUUAUGUUUCUCUCUCUGUAUUUCUCUCCAACCUUUUUCUAAACAUAGUUUCCCUAAGAAAUAAACACAGAAAAAAAUAGUUGUUUGUCUUUACAUUCAUAAAUUUUUUCCAGAGAUAACAGAAACCGUGACAACAAAUCAUGAUUUGAUGAUACCCUAAAUUUCACUGAUCUAAAGAAAACAAAACAUACAUUUGAAGUAAGAUUUAAAAAAAAACAUGGUAAUGACAUCAAAAAUGGUGAUGCAAUAGGCAGAGGCGGGGGGAAAAAGAAGGUAGAAGACACAAAGGGCAUGGGAGACAGUCGUAGAGGACCAUCCUCAACACCACAAUCACGCAAGAUCAUGGUGAUCGCUGACCCGACCCGUGAAUCUGCAGCUGCUCUUCAAUACGCUCUUUCACACGCCGUGCUCGAGCAAGACGAGCUAAUCCUCGUCCAUGUUGAAAACAAUGGUGGCUCGUGGAAAAACGCAUUUUCAAGUUUCUUGAGAUUACCAAGCUCCUCCUCCUCUAGCACAAGCGGGUCAUCACCGGGUGCUAAUGUCAAUGCUAAUAUUGCAAACACCGUUUCAUCUUUGGCCUCUGAGAUUGGUCAAGGGGAAGGGAAUUUCCUUGAACAGAUGAAACGGAUAUGUGAAAUUGCUCAGCCGAAGGUGCGUGUGCAGACUGAAUGUAUAACCAUGGACGGCAUCAAAGCUGCAGCUAUUCUUCUUCAUGGAGACAAACUUGGGGUUGAAGUUAUCAUCAUUGGCCAACGCAGGACGAUCUCUUCUUCCCUUCUAGGAUCUAUGCGGCCUGGAGGGUCUCUAAUAGGAUCAAAAGGAGUAGAUACAGCAGAAUAUCUAAUCGAGAACAGCAAAUGCACCUGUGUUGGCGUACAGAAGAAAGGUCAAAAUGGAGGCUAUGUUCUAAACACCAAGACCCAUAAGAACUUUUGGCUAUUGGCAUGAUCAUGAACAUUUUUCCUAGACAGUUUUAUUGCUUCCAUAUACCUAAAGUACAAAAAAGAUAAGUUUACCAGCCAUCUUCACUUGUUUAUUCUUUAUCUUUAAAUUCUGGCAAUGACGUUUUGUCCGAUAUUUCUAAUCCACAUAUGUUUAUGAAGGUUGAUGUGGUAGUAGUUCUGUAAGUGUACCCACUAGUUGAUCUUUUUUAGACACAUGUGAAACUUUAAGUAAACUGUUCUGAAUGUAAUCACAUGUGGAGUGGAGUGAUCAUCAGGUGCAAUAUGUUUUGUCCGUGAAUGAAAAAUAGGAUUAGCACAUUGAUGUUACAGCAACACUGAUAAAAUAGACAACUGGUGCUUGAGGUAUUAAAAUUAAAAGUUCCGUUAACAAAGAAAGUAUCCAGCUUGUAUUUGCUACUAAGAGAUAUUUUGCUUCCACUGACGACAUGUAUUUCAAUUUUCUUCUUUGAGGACCAUGAUAUAGGUUAACUUCCUAGGUGAUUGCUAUAAACAUUCACUGAAACAUAAUUAUCAAAGUAUGCUUUCCAAGUUACAUCUAAUUGAUAUUUUUGAAUAUGAUUACGAGACAGGAAGAUCGGAACAUGUGUCACUGUUCCUGUUCCUGGAAGAUAUAUGAUUAAUUGAUUGUUUGCUUAAAAGUUAAAACUGAUAUGUUGUGGAUCCAUUCACGUACUUUGAAAGCUUAUUUACUUCAUACACAAUAUCUGGUCUUGAAAAGGACAAAUAUUGGAGACUUCCAACAUGUAUACUGUUUUUAAGAAUCAAACAAGUCUUACCAGAUGUGCGGUCAGCUUGGGAGACAAGGCAUCAGUGUGUUUAUUUGUUUGGCAUUUAUCUUACUAGGUGGCUUUCACCCCACGCAAGCGUGGGGUUAGUGGAUUUUCUAUGUCAUUUAGUUAUAAGUGCAUGCUAUAUACAGUUUGCGUCUAUGCGCCUUAUAUUGUUUUAUAAUUUGCUUGUACUUGCAAGGUCAUAUUAUUUGCAUGUGUUAUAUUUGUGUUUUGUACGUUUUCUGAUAUUUGUAAUUCCUUUUCAUAUAUUGAUGGCACAUAUAUGAUUUAUCUGUCAAGUUUUGUACAAUAUAACUUUGUGUUCUUCUAGUCUUUAUCUUAAUCUUUUUCUAUGAAUAAAUUGGAGGUACCUGCGUACAGCUCUGAGCCGAAGGUCAAAAAGGUGUGAAUGUUAAUUAGAAUAUUCGAAUCAUGUAAUGUCACAUUAAAAUAAUUAUGUCUCUUCCUAUGUCUACAUUUCCUUUGGCUACAAUUCAUCCUUCACGAUACCACCUUUUAAUUUUUAACUUUUCGUUGAUGAAUACAUCUAUGUCCUGGGAGCUCAAUUUAAUUAAUAGUUUUAACUGCAAAUCAGACUUGUUAAGAUACACCAAAAAGUAGUGAAAGCGAAAAGGGCUUGAGCUAGUGAAACUCUAAAAAAAGGGUUAUUCUGCUUCUCAUUUCUCCAAAUUUGUAGAGAAAUAUCGUCAGAUAAUCA